AUGAGAUUCAAGAAAGGGAAUAAGGUGGAAGUUUUAAGCAAAGUUGAGGUGCCGUGUGGCUCCUGGCUAUCUGCAGAGAUCAUUUGUGGUAAUGGCCACCACUAUACUGUGAAAUAUGAUGGAUAUCAAGGUGAUGCUGGUGAGGAAAUUGUGGAGCGAGUAUCCAGGAAAGACAUAAGGCCAUGUCCGCCUGCACCUGAAUUCAUGGAGAAUUGGAGUCCAGGUGAUGUUGUAGAGGUCUUCCAGAACUUCUCAUGGAAGAUGGCUACAGUUUUGAAGGUUUUGGGGAAAAACUACAUUUUGGUCAGGCUACUUGGAUCUUCUUUGGAAUUUCAAGUGAGCAAAUUCGACAUUCGGGUGAGACAGUCUUGGCAAGAUGAUAAGUGGAUUAUAGUAGGAAAGGGUUCUGCCAGCUGUGAGAAUAGAAAACAUUCUAGCCAACUUCAGAAGACGGCUUCAAAGACAAAACUGUCAGGUUCCACUUACUACCAUCCUGAAAAGAAAAAACUGAGUAUUCUGGAAUCCCAACUUGUCUCUUUUAAAACAUUGAAAAGAGGAAGCCAUUCACAAGUUGAGGCAUAUGCUAAACCUCCCCCAAAGAUUAGAGUACUUGGAAAUAAAGGUGGAUGUCAGAGAAUAAGAGUUAGAAAUUCACUCACACCAUUCAAACAGGUACAGGGUGUCAGUUUUCCAAGAGAUGUGCUCGCUGAAGAAUGUUUACCUGCUUCUGUAAACAACGGAAAAACUGGGAUUCCUAAUAUGGUGGAGAUAGAGAGGAGGAAGCAAACUGGUGCUUUGGUUUGUUCAUUUGGAGAAAACUUAGAAUCAAAUCAUGCUGAUAGUGUCACGUGCUCUGUUGGUAGUUGUAGUAUCACUAGCAGGAAUUCCUAUAAAUUUCAAUUUCCUGUAUAUGCAGGUCCUUUUGAAGAUGUAGAUGGUCCUUUUAGUGAUGCUGAGUCUGUCUGCCAGAGGGGUUAUGAGGAAGGGAAUUGUUCCCCUCCUACACAAGAGGAAUUGGCAGCAGAAAUUCAUAGGGCUGAGAAGGAGGCAUGUAGGUGUUGCUUCCAGAUGUCUACAGAUUUUCUCUUGCUCUAG
Messenger RNA from Sphenostylis stenocarpa, 1095 nucleotides. NCBI's taxonomy places the organism in Eukaryota, Viridiplantae, Streptophyta, Magnoliopsida, Fabales, Fabaceae. The record is from the annotation of a GenBank genome assembly.